CCUUGAAAAGCUCGCUAUCCUGCUGCCCCAAUUAGGCUUCUUUUCUCGCGUUAUGGCUCUGCGAGAGACGAACUGGGAUGUCGACAAGGCACUUGCACUGCUGCGGCGGUUCGUAGCGGAGAACGACGUUCAGCUGAAGAGUUUACAGAAGAAACGCAAAAAGGUGCAGCGGGAGCUCGAGAAGCAGCAGGAGGCGCCCAGCACCAGCGGCAGCUCGGACAGCGAGGGGGGUUCCAGCGAAUCGGGCAGCGACAGCGGCUCCGACUCAGACGGCGGCGAGCGGAGAAAGCGCAAGCGCUCCGACAAGGACAAGAAGCGCAGCAGCAAGAAGAAGCGCGGCAAGGAUAAGGACAAGAAGAAGCGCAAGAGCAAGGACAAGCCUGCCACCGCCAAGACGCUCACGCAUUCAGAGGACUUUGGCAAAUACGGCAUUAUUCGCGAGAGCGACGCCUACGCCAAGCGCAACGAGUUCAUCCUGUGGGCGCUGGAAGUGAAGAAGACGGACGUGGAGAACCUGGGCAAGUUCGAGGAGCGGGACCUCUUCCGAGACUACAUGGAGGACUACAACACGGGCACCCUCCCUCACCGCAAGUACUACGACCUAGAGGCCUACGAGCGAGCUCGCGCCGCCAAGGCCGCUGCCAAGGGCGCCAAGCUGGCCUCCAAGCGCAAGUCGGCGGUCAACGACGAGGAGGCGCUGCGGCAACAGCGCGCCGAGGAGCGGCAGCGGCUGGCGGCGGAGCGGCUGCAGGAUGCGUACCGCGAGAUCAAGUACAGCGACAAGGGCCAGGACAUGCGCGAGCAGGAGCUGCUCCGUGCCCAGAUGGCGCUGGCCUACAAGACGGGAGACACCAGCAAGGCGCACCGGCUGCUGGACCGCCUGCAGCCGGACGAGCUGAAGAAGAAGUAAGGCCAGGCGCUGGCCGGCAAGCACACCCGCAAGCAGGCUGGAUGACAGGUCAUUUGGGGUCCCAGCGGUGCGGAGGGGGCGCUAGUGGUUGUGCUAGUUGGGUCAGGAGGAAGGAUUGUAGUUGCGGCGGGCAUGCGCGGCGAUUGGUGCGUACGGGUGUGAGGGUUCGUUGCGCCCGCGCCUAUGUCCGGCCAAUCCACGCGUUAGUGCUGCGGAUGAGUUGGUCUGCGCGUUGUACAUAUAACAGCUGUGUAUACAAGGUGGAAGUAGCUUUGUACAAUUGAUGGAGGGCCCCUCUUACCUGGGGAUAGUCGGGAGAGGCACAGGGUGGGGGUGUCUCCUGGAUUCCGGUAGCGUACCGCAUUGUUUAGGAGUUGGCCGCAGCUUUGGGUUGUGUGUUCUAGGCUGUAUUGCCCGACAACCAUCCGCAGUGUUUUCUUGAUAGGCAAGUGGGGUGCGUCGCAUGCGUACACCAGGUGUGUCAGCUAUUGUAUGGAGUACGAUUGGGAUAGGUCGUACUUACCUCGGGCCUUGCCGAGCCGUACCUAAUGCAUGCCCGGUUCUGCAUCAAGUAUACCAUGCAAGUUAAUGCACACGAGGGGAAUACAAAGUAGUUGCAAUGCGCCACUUUCUUAGGGCACUUGCGUGGGGUCGAGGCCAAGGAGAAGCAGCACCAUCCUACCCCCAAAACCUUCAGUUAUGUAAAUACGACGAGAAGAGAGAUAAGCCAGACACUGCAAACACU
Astrephomene gubernaculifera is the source of this 1655-nucleotide messenger RNA. The record is from the annotation of a GenBank genome assembly. Lineage: Eukaryota; Viridiplantae; Chlorophyta; Chlorophyceae; Chlamydomonadales; Astrephomenaceae.